Varroa destructor (honeybee mite) is the source of this 2485-nucleotide messenger RNA. Its product is annotated as protein NDRG1-like. Lineage: Eukaryota; Metazoa; Arthropoda; Arachnida; Mesostigmata; Varroidae. The record is from RefSeq and is a predicted model, not a curated record.
CACAGCUAAUGAGAAUAAACCUACCUUACCUAUUUUCAAUUUUAACUAGCUUCUAUUUCAUAAUUCAUAUAACGGUUGCACCGUUCCUCAACGGAAAAAAAUUACUGCGAGCCUUCAUUAGGCACAUAUCCUAUACUUAACCUAAGAAGUGCCUAUUAGCUGUUGUGGACUUCAAAUUGGCUAUAUUUAUUGAAUUUAGAUUGUUUAAAAUCGGCUUCCUUUCAGAAGACUGCUCUUUCAGAAGCUCUAAAGAAAAAUGCUCGCAAUCGUCGUGAAUCCAUUUGUUUGAGUCGAAGAAAAGUUCUUCUCUACUAAUCUAAAAUUAGAAACAAACACUGGUAAUAGUGAUAAUAUAAUAGUAAUGACAUCCCCAUAUAGUUUGAUUAUGCCCUAGUCCCUCAAGGCAUCAAAACUAUAGUUCAAUAAUUUGGUUUUGUUUGACUAGCCUACUAAUAGAACUGGAUAAGUAAAGAUAAUAGUGGUAACAAACAGUGAGCUCUAAACAAGGAGAAAAACGGAAAUAUAGAGUAAAUAGCAUAAAGUGAAUCGAAAUAAUUUGUGUGACGUCUUCCGUCUUUGUACAGUUCUUGUUUCAGUAUGCAAUUUGUGAACCCGCUGCUUUGAUGAUUUACAUAGAUAGAGGUAGGAUGUAGUCAAGGAAUUAUCUGCAUGAACUCUGAUUGGCAAUGACAACUAACGUGGAAUAGGCCAAAAUAAGUUUAAAACGACGAUUGAAAAAGAAGGUUAGCAAAAAGAUCAGUAGGUGAGAUAAAUAGCAGUCAUUUCUUUUUUAAUCCUAUGUGCUAGAUUAGCAUUAGAUGGGUGUCUCUUUAUCUCAUUCCCUUUAAGAAUCGAAUUCGUCAGUUCUCUGCAGCACUAUUACAAGACUAGCUGAAGCGUCGCUAGCGAUGAUGCAGUGAGGAAGCCUUUCUGCUUUGGCGCCGGACGGUACCGGACAACGAGAAGCUUACGCACUGGCUUGUUUGGUGGACUUGAGAAGCAGCGAUCCUGAUGGUUGCUGCCUGCAGCGGGUGUCGCAACCAGCCAGAUGUAUGCCUUUUCUGUGUAGCUACCUUCCGCUGGAAAUUGUGUCCUAAUCGAUCGAAAGGUAAAAUCCAGGUAGCCACAUUAAGGCAAUCGCGAAAAGCCUGAACCGUCUGAAUUACGAGCCUCAUUGACCAUCACCGUGAAAUCGAUGUACAGUGGUAGCUAAUUAUUGUACUCGAGAAGCCGUUAACGAAGAAUCUGCAACAUUCGAGUUGUACCGAAACAGGAUUUAAAUGGAUAAUUCUUUUGUGGAAAACCUUGCAUUGUUCUUCGCUGACGUUUCCCUCGUGAAGAAACAGGUACGGAAAGUUAACACGCCCUAUGGAGAGUUUACUGUAACAAUUGUUGGAGAUUCCAGAUCUGCCAUCUUAGUAACAGUGCACGACAUUGCCCUCAAUCACAAUAGCAAUUUUCAUCAAUUUUUCAACGAGCCAGAUAUGCGAAUCUUAAUGAACAACUUUUGUAUCGUUCAUAUAGAUAUGCCAGGUCAAGAGAGCGGUGCUAAGGCACUUCCGGAAGGUCCGAGUACGUAUCCCACAAUGACGGAACUUGUUUCUGGAGUCAAAUAUGUCUUAGCGCAGCACGGCAUUUCAUAUUUUAUGGGACUUGGUUACGGAGCCGGGGCAUUUGUGCUCAGCUUACUAGCCCUCGAGAAUCCCGAACUUGUGUCAGGACUUGUGCUCAUCAACGCAAACUCCGAGGCAGCGUCUUGGGCAGACCAAGCAUAUAUUCGAACCUAUACAACCCUUCUGACGGCCAGUGGCUUCAAUCGCGGAGUGCAGGAGUACUUACGUUGGUACCACUGUGGACGAGAUGGAGUUGGUUUGCCGAACGUUCUUCAACGAUUCGAAGAGCGUAUUUUGAACCAGAACCCAAGAAAUCUUUCUGGUUGGAUGGAGGCCUAUAGCAAAAGACCCUCCCUUGGACUGCAGCGGCGGACCAGUUGUCUGGAAACUGACAAGCGAAAUUUUCGCUGCCCUGUUUUGCUUGCCGUAGGGCAAGAAUCUCCUCAUCUUGAGGAGACCAGACGGAUGUUUAGCCAAUGCGACCCUGACGUAGUUAGUAUUCUAGAAUUAGCGCAUUGCCGAGCGCCUCUCGAUGAAUGUCCUGUCAAGGUGCUUGAAGCAAUGCUUUCUGUAAUGCGAAGUGUGGGAUACCGUCUGGUAAAAUUACCAGAACCUGUGAACUUUUGAUAUGAAGCUUCAUUGUCACUGGACCGCUCAUGCUAUGUUAAAACAGAAAAAAAAAAAAAAAAAAAAAAGUUCUUUUUAUAGCCGAUCCUCAGUUUGGAGUACCUCUUUGCACAGCACCGCUCCGGAAAGUACCGGGCGUACAGGCUUUCGAUACUUUGAUUUACGCACUGCCAGCAAAUGUGCGUCCCUGUGUUACUGGUUUUCCAAUUCGGUGCUGUCGAGAUACUGUCUUUGAAAAAAAAAAA